CGUCAGAGUUUAGUUUGGGGAAAUUCUCCUUGUUUCCUGUUUUUCUUCCAUUCCUCUGUCUUCUCUUUCUGGCAGUGCCGCUGUGCUUCUGUUACACCUUGUAGCGUGAGUGGCCCACGGUCCUCGGAUGUCCUGUUCUGUUUUUUGUUGGUUUUUUCCCCCCCAGGCUUACUUCUCCUUUGUCUUUGGUUUUUGAGCUCUGUGUUGCCGUGUCCUGUCGCUCCAGGCUCUUAAACAUGUCCAGCCUGCUCGCGAGCCCCUUGGAGGCAUGCUCGGUGGCCUGUGUUUCUGUCGCUGGUUUGAUCUCUCUUUGUGGUUCUUUCUCAGGAUUUCCGUCUCGCUCCUGACCUUGCCCACCUAUCCUGCUUGCUGUCUACUUCAGCUGUUGCAGCCCUUAGCGCAUUAAUCACAGCUGGUAAAUUCCUGGUCUCAUAAUCCCGGCACCCCUGUCUGCUUCUGGUGCUUGCUGGGAACCUUCAGACUGUGCUUUUUGCCUUUUGGGGUGCUUUGUGUUUCUCACUAGCAGGACGUGAUGGGCCGGUUAGAAGAAACUGCUGUCCGUAGGUCGGGCCUGUGGCCGUGAGGCGCCGGAAGGGGCCCUCUCCAGCCCUGUGGUGAGGGCAACAGGAGGCCCUUCAGGUCGGAGUGGACAUCGGAUGGUAGCCUGGAAGAGACAGUUAAUACUUUUCGGUGGCUUCCAUGAGACUACAAGAGAUUACAUCUACUACAAUGACGUGUACGCCUUUGACCUGGACACGUUCACGUGGAGUAGGCUGUGCCCUUCGGGGACUGGGCCCACCCCCAGAUCGGGCUGCCAGAUGUCUGUCACUCCCCAGGGCAGCAUUGUCAUCUACGGGGGCUACUCGAAGCAGAGAGUCAAGAAGGACGUGGACAGAGGCACGCAGCAUUCCGACAUGUUCCUGCUGCAGCCUGUGGAUGGAAGGGAAGGCAAGUGGGGAUGGACGCGUAUUAACCCUGCGGGAGCCAAGCCCACCCCGAGGUCUGGCUUUUCGGUGGCCGUGACCCCGAAUCAUCAGACGCUGCUGUUUGGGGGUGUGUGUGACGAGGAAGAGGAGGAGAGCCUGGAGGGGGACUUCCUCAAUGACCUGCACUUCUAUGACGCCACCAGGAACCGCUGGUUUGCGGGGCAGCUGAAGGGACCUAAGUCAGAGAAGAGGAAACGGAGGAGGGGCGGAAAAGCAGAGCCCGAAGGUGCCGACAAGCAGGAGCGCGGGGGGGCCGGUGCCCAGGAGCCCCUGGAGGUGGUCAGAGAGGUGGUCGCAGAGGACGGGACCGUGGUCACCAUUAAACAGGUUCUUGCCGCCCCGGUCCCGGCGGGACAGCCACAGUCCGGGGAGGAGGACAGCCCCGACGAAGCCGGUGGCCCCGUGGUGGAGCCCGGUCCCCGCUCCAACGCCAUGCUGGCCGUGAAGCACGGGCGGCUCUACCUGUACGGGGGCAUGUUUGAGGCAGGUGACCGCCAGGUCACCCUCGGCGACCUGUACUGCCUGGAUCUCCACAAGAUGCAGGAGUGGACGGCCUUGGUGGAGGCGGACCCAGGAGCUCAGGAGUGGCUGGAGGAGACGGAGUCAGAAGAAGACAGUGACGAGGACGCCGAGGGUGGAAGUGACGAGGAGGACAGUGGCGACAGCGGCGGGGAGGCUGGGGGCCUGGCUCCGGGCCCAGGGAGGGCACCGGCUGGCCAUUCUGGAGACCGCGGCGGAGCCAGACCUGCCUCCCAAGACAGCACCAACCUGGCAGCCGCCAGAGAAGCCCCCACACGCUGCUGCCCCACCGCCCGGCCCUGCGUGCACCUGGCCUCCCUCUUCCCAUCACCGGCACCUUCUGGGCUCUGUGGAGGGAGCCCUGAGGAGCCGAGGCUGGGUGUACCGUGGCAGGCCCCGGGGCCACCCUGACCCUCGGCACUCACCGCAGCCCAUCGUCCCAGCCAUCCUCGGGCAUCUUCUGGAAGCACAAACACUAGCCCUCUAUGUGUGGAAGAGACCAGAUCAGAGAGUUUGAGAAACUUCUCUACGUCUGUAUGAAUCAUGGUUUCCAGCUGCUGAGAGAGAGCUGCUUUCCCACAGGCUCCACCCAGAGGGGAGGCUCAGCUCCCAUCAGCUCUAAACUUGGGGGUGACCGUCAUGUGGAGCACAGGCACGGCCCUUCUGUGGAGGAGCUGUAUUGCCCGGGGAGUCAAACGGACUCAGGCAGCACCGAUUUCAGCCCCUAUGCACAGGCCUGAUGUGGGGACUCCAGCAAAGGGGGUUUGCACUCAGCUGCGUGAACCUUCCAUGCGCACACACGUGCUGACAGCCCACACCAGACAAUGAUGCCACAGCCCAGCGUGGUUGCAGGUGCGGUGAUGGGCCCCCAGCUGAGCCUGAGGACAGCACCUUGUAGCUGUGAGCGGGACCUUCCCACCCAGCCGUCCCAGUGGCUCCGACUCAGGCCUCCACAGGGUCUCGGCGGCCGAUCCCAAAGGAGACCCUCUUCCCUUGUAAAACAGGGCAGGAUAACACCAGGGGUCCACGCGUCUCACCUGCCUCGUGUCCUGGCUCCGGGGCACUGCUUCCCAACCCCAGAGAAACCAACACACCGUGGCCUGUCCCCAGGACAGGCAGCCUGUUAUCAGUAACAGAUGAGUUGACAAACGAUCACUGCUACCUGGGGACCUGUUCCCCACAUGCCAGGGGCUUCCAGAAGCCCCAGAGAAGCCGUUUCUGCCACACGCUGCCCAGCAACCCUGACAUGGGGCCUUCACGUGGGCCCCCGUGUCCCCUGAAACAGAUACAGGCUCCUCAACACAGACGGAGAGAGGAGGCCCGGCCCCGGGAGAGAGAGGCACUCUUGCCGAUGGAGUGUUCUCGACGCCCCCCGCCCCGGAAGCAGGGCAGCCCCUGAGCCUGGCUCUGGGGAAAUGAUACGGCUUUUCCACAGAAUGUUCCACAGGCUGAUCUGGGAUAAUGACCAUUUCAUUAAGCUGUAAUUCCAACCACACCGUUCACCCGUGUAAGACCUACGAUGCAGUGGUUUUCAGCGUCUUUACGGUCAUUUUUAGGACACCUUCAGCGCCCCGAGACCCCGUGUCCUUCAUCAUCAGUCACCACUUCCCCCUCACCGGGUGGACCUGCUCUGGGUGCUCCGCACCCAACUGACUGUUCUGUAACUUAUUUUAACUGAAGUGAAGUUCACAUGACAAAACACAAGUGCACAGCUGGGGCACUGUGUUCACUGAGCUGUGUAUCCACCAUUUCCGCCUGGCUCCAGGACGCGUCCGUCACAGAGGGGUCCGUGUCUGUCACAUGGAGCACAGGCACGGCCCUUCUGUCACUCCCGCCCCCACCUUGCCCCAGCGUGGGCAGUUCUGAGCCACCUGCUGCUGUGGACAAAGCACCCGCCAUGGUCUCGGCCUGACGGCUUGUGGCUGCUGCAUGCGACACUGGGUGUGGCCCUUAUCCUGGGACCUGGGGUCAUCGUCUGGCAAAGGAGAGUGAAUUGUGGGACCCGAGCAGGCGACGACCACCCUCGCCUCUCAGACACCCUCGCACAACAAGUCUGGGAAGGUCUGGCCCUCGGGUGCAUGGCGGGCUGCCAUCGGUGUGACAGAAUGCUGAAAAGGGAGUAUGUUAUGGGGCCUGUAAACCGAGCCCCAGAGACAUCAUGUGAGGGGGCACAGGGGCUCUCAGACCCACCGGGAGGCACAGUGAAGUUUGGAAAGACUGAGGACAACGGCCGGGCCUAUUCAUGGCUGCAGUCCCACGGACCGUGAUACCGCUCACCAGGCCUGGCCCCCGGUACCUUCUAGUAAAAGGCCGACAGAUAGGUUUGGGCACAAGGAGCCCGAACAAAGGAGAGCAGCUGAGCUGACAGUAACACACAGUACGUACCUGAGGGCUUGAGCUCCCUGGAGGCCAAGGCAAGCAGGGAACCGCAAGGAUGCCAUCUGGGGCACACGUCAGACAAAAACCCGUGGCUCAGCAAGGGCCAGGCUUGGGACCUGGAAGAAGUUUCUCAGCCUCACAGGUUUAGGUUGCUGGGGCCCCACAAAGAGUUCGGCCAAACAACCAGAAGGGGCUGGAAGGACCCAAAGACCAGCAGCGAGAGUCUAGAACGGGGCUCCGUGCUAUUCCACAGUAGCUCUUUCUCUUCCUCCAAGUUGAACUUGGACCUUAGGGCAGGCACACACCCCCUGCCCAGACUCCUCGCCGAGAACGUGGGAACGUCCUCUCCGACUUGCUACUCUCCGUUCCUAACAGUUACUGUUGCCGACCAGACAAAUGUGGGUGGUCGUGGAGCCCACACAGCUCUGGACCAACAGACGGGACCAGCCACCCAGCAGAAACGGGUUACCGAGUGUGGCCACUAGAGGAAAGGCAACGGGAGGUAAUGGGCAGCUACAGAUGGUUGUUGAGGAGGAGAGGAUAGAGCCUUCGGAGCUACAGCCAAGCACAGCCUGAUGGAUUGGACGAGGCGGCUCACAGGCUGAGGUCGCAGGAAAACAAGAGUGAGGUUUUGUGUUGCUUAAAGCAGCGAGUUUGGGGGCCCCUCAUUCCGAGGAGCGGCGUGCACGUGUGAUCAUACAGGCAUCCUGAUCGAAGGACUCCCCUUAAAUACCCCCAAGAGUUGGGCUAACGGGGCAUUGUUUGUAAGCGUUUCUGUACACACGUGCCCCGGCGACACGCAUGGAAACGUGGGUGCCACCACCUCGGGUCCUGUGUCCCCAGUGGACAUGCGGCCUGGCCACGGCAGCCUCUCCCAGGCCGGGGGGGUGGGGGGGCUUGUCUGAAAAGCCAACAAGACUGCUGUUCUCUUCCGGUCCUGUCCCAGACCUUAGGAAGUCAAGUCACCCCCCUCCCCACCUCCCGGUGAGACCAGUGUGCCUCCAGGCAGGGCCGGUGGACACAGCAUCUGCGGGCAGCGUCCACGCCUCACUCCUGUGGCCUGAGCCCCAAUGGACGGUGAGAGCCUGUCACUACUUUCAGACUGCCCCGUGGAAGCUCGACCUCCAGGCCAGCAUGGUGCGGUGUGGCCCCGUGACCCUGUGGACAGGGCCUCGCCCCCACCUCUGACCCUCCCGUGGCGGGCACACUCCCGGAGAGGAGGACACGUUGCGUCCCCGGCCCAGCACACGGCAGCCCUGGAGGGGCCACUGUUUGGUUUCCACCUCUCCACUUAGUAAAAAUACCACAAACGUUAAUUCACCAACACUGUACGUGUAUUUACAUAUAUACGUUCACACAUAUAGAAGAAGAAUCAGCCGUGCCAGCCCUAAAAUAAAAUCGAAUCGAGAAGAGUGAGCACGUUUAAUAGAGAAGACCUCCCAGCGCAUCAUGAGGCUCCAUCUUCCCUGUGACCCUCGGGGCUGGGCUGGCCUGUCUGUCUCAGGGGGAGUAGU
This is a messenger RNA of Prionailurus viverrinus (fishing cat), 5398 nucleotides long. RefSeq names its product kelch domain containing 4 (gene KLHDC4). The coding region runs from base 657 to 1916 and encodes 419 amino acids. The record is from RefSeq and is a predicted model, not a curated record. The transcript is spliced from 8 exons. NCBI's taxonomy places the organism in Eukaryota, Metazoa, Chordata, Mammalia, Carnivora, Felidae. Gene Ontology annotation, molecular function: protein binding.